AUGCCUCUACAAACUUAUCAUCAUACCUCGUCUAUCAAAGGCCUGUCAAGCAUCAGUACCUUGAUCGUUGGAGCCUCAGAGUCUAUCCUCGUAGACCCGCCCUUCCUGAUUCCUGAUGCUUUAUCCGUCGUACGCUGGAUCAAAGAAACCACUGGAAAUCCCCUUAAAGCCGUCUUUGUCACGCAUCACCACCCUGACCAUUUCUUUUCUGCAAAUCCUAUUCUGGAUGCGUUCCCCUCGGCGAAAUUCUAUGCCGCCUCUUAUGUCCUGGAGGGUAUCAACCGCGAAUAUGACGACAAGGUCAAGUAUUGGCCUACUAUCUUUGGACAGGAAAAUGUUCCCGAAGCGCCCAGGAAGCCGGAAGUAUUCAAUUUCGGUUUCUUCUUGCUGAAUGGCAACCCCGAAAGCCCAGUGGUGCUGCUGGGGCCCCUGCAAGGAGAUAGUGUUGACCACACCAUCUUCUGGCUGCCGAUCGAGAAGACGGUCAUCUGUGGGGAUACGAUCUAUGGUCGAAGCACACAUGUUUGGGUGGAAGAGGUGGAAACGCCUGCUUUGCUGGACGCAUGGAAGAAGACCAUCGCACUCAUUUCUGCUCUACAGCCCGUCAAGGUCAUUCCAGGACAUUUGGAGCCUGGUUGGGAACUGGAUGCCAAAGCAGACAUUGCGCACACGCAGAAAUACUUGGAUCUUUUUGCAGCAAAGGUCACCUAUGCGCCGACUAAACCGCAGGUCCAGGAACUCUAUGACUUCUUUAAGAGUGCCUUUCCUCAGUGCCAACAGAAUUUGGACUUUUUCUUGGGCCAUUUGUCCAAUCAAUUUGGAGAGGGUGGCAAGGUCUGGGAGGAGAACCGGCACCACGAUGUCGGCAAGAGGACGAUUGAGGGACUGACUGGGUAUUGGUUCAAGUGA
Molecule: messenger RNA, 909 nt
Organism: Aspergillus fischeri NRRL 181
Lineage: Eukaryota; Fungi; Ascomycota; Eurotiomycetes; Eurotiales; Aspergillaceae
Product: MBL fold metallo-hydrolase
Exons: 2
Coding region: 1-909 (302 amino acids)
Biological process (GO): secondary metabolite biosynthetic process
Source: RefSeq, a predicted model, not a curated record